AUGUAAAAUUUGAAAUAAUAUAUACAUACCAUACAUCAUUAAUUUAUUGGUGAUUAGAGUGCAUCAGACUUAGGUUCUACUUUAGCAAAUUGCAUUAAUCUCUCAAAUUUGACUCUUGACCUUCGUGAAAAUUAUAUUGGUGAUGAAGGUGCAUCAGACUUAGGUUCUGCUUUUGCAAAUUGCAUUAAUCUCUCAAAUUUGACAAUUGAACUUAGUAAAAAUUAAAUUGGUGAUGAAGGUGCAUCAGGCUUAGAUUCUGCUUUAGCAAAUUGCAUUAAUCUCUCAAAUUUAACACUUAACCUUGGUCACAAUUAAAUUGGUGAUAAAGGUGAAUUAGGCUUAGGUUCUGCUUUAGCAAAUUGCAUUUAUCUCUCAAAUUUGACACUUUAGCUUUAUGGUAAUUAAAUUGGUGAUGAAGGUGCAUCAGGCUUAGGUUCUGCUUUGGCAAAUUGCUUUAAUCUCUCAAAUUUGACACUUAAUCUUCAUGGAAAUUAAAUUGGUGGAACGGGUGCAUCAAGGUUAGGUUCUGCUUUUGCAAAUUGCAUUAAUCUCUCAAAUUUGACUCUUGACCUUCGUUGGAAUAAAAUUGGUAAUGAAGGUGCAUCAGGCUUAUGUUCAGGUUUAGCAAAGUGCAUUAAUCUCUCAAAUUUGACACUUGACCUUUGUUGUAAUUAAAUUGGUGCAUCGGGUGCAUCAGGCUUAAGUUCUGCUUUAGCAAAGUGCAUUAAUCUCUCAAAUUUGACACUAGAACUUAAUUGUAAUUAAAUUGGUGCAACAGGUGCAUCAGGCUUAGGUUCUGCUUUAGCAAAUUGCAUUAAUCUCUCAAAUUUGACACUUGACCUUGGUGAAAAUUAAAUUGAUGCAACAGGCGCAUCAGGCUUAAGUUCUGCUUUAGCAAAUUGCAUUAAUCUUUCAAAUUUGACACUUGACCUUGGUUAACAUCAGUUUACUUGUUUUGGAUUUAAAAAUUAAAUUGGUGAUGAAGGUGCAUCAGGCUUAGGUUCUGCUUUAGCAAAUUGCAUUAAUCUCUCAAAUUUGACACUUAACCUUUAUGACAAUUAAAUUGGUGCAACGGGCGCAUCAGGCUUAGGUUCUGCUUUAGCAAAUUGCAAAAAUAUCUCAAAUUUGACACUUAAACUUGAUGGAAAUUAAAUUGGUGAUGAAGGUGCAUCAGGCUUAGGUUCUGCUCUAGCAAAUUGCAUUAAUCUCUCAAAUUUGACACUUUAACUUCGUGGUAAUUAAAUUGGUGCAAUAGGUGCAUCAGGUUUAGGUUCUGCUUUAGCAAAUUGCAUCAAUCUCUCAAAUUUCACACUUGACCUUCGUAAAAAUUAAAUUGGUGAUGAAGGUGCAUCAGGCUUAGGUUCUGCUUUAGCAAAUUGCAUUAAUCUCUCAAAUUUAACACUUGACCUUUAGUAAAAAGAGUUUAUUUGUUUUGGAUUGUGA
This is a messenger RNA of Tetrahymena thermophila SB210, 1443 nucleotides long. RefSeq names its product kinase domain protein. The transcript is spliced from 16 exons. Gene Ontology annotation, biological process: nucleocytoplasmic transport; activation of GTPase activity. The record is from RefSeq and is a predicted model, not a curated record. NCBI's taxonomy places the organism in Eukaryota, Ciliophora, Oligohymenophorea, Hymenostomatida, Tetrahymenidae. Gene Ontology annotation, molecular function: GTPase activator activity; small GTPase binding. Gene Ontology annotation, cellular component: nucleus; cytosol; perinuclear region of cytoplasm.